Molecule: messenger RNA, 1393 nt
Organism: Brassica oleracea var. oleracea
Lineage: Eukaryota; Viridiplantae; Streptophyta; Magnoliopsida; Brassicales; Brassicaceae
Product: homeobox protein knotted-1-like 6
Exons: 5
Coding region: 158-1102 (314 amino acids)
Biological process (GO): regulation of DNA-templated transcription
Cellular component (GO): nucleus
Molecular function (GO): DNA binding
Source: RefSeq, a predicted model, not a curated record
CUGCCUCUCUCUCUCUCUCUAUCUCUAGAUAAAACGCCCCCAUAGAAAUAUAUUGUACAAUAACCAAAAGGUAGUUUCAUACAAUUCUUCAUCGCUUGCUUACCUAGCUUUUUGCAGAGAAACAAAUUAAGAAAGAAGACGGAGGUGGUCAACGGCGAUGGAUGGAAUGUACGGCUUUCAUCCAACAUGUGACUACUCAGAUAAGCCGGUGAUGAUGAUGUCACAGGAUAAUAUGAUGUUUCCUUCCGACUACCAAACCUUGCUUUGCUCCUCCGCCGGAGACAACCGCGUCUCCGAUGUUUUCGGUUUGAACGAGCUACUCUCAGUAGCCGCCUCCGCUAUGUCGUCCGAGGCUGCAUCGAUGGGUCCAGAGAUCCGAACGAAUAAUGGUAACGUAUCGCUCGGUGUCAUCAAGGCUAAAAUAGCUUGUCAUCCUUCGUAUCCACGGUUACUCCAGGCGUACAUGGACUGUCAGAAGGUUGGAGCGCCGCCGGAUAUAGCGUAUCUACUGGAGGAGAUUCAACGGGAGAGCCAUGUGUAUAAGCAAGGCGUUGCUCCUUCAUCAUCUUGCUUCGGAGCUGAUCCUGAGCUUGAUGAAUUCAUGGAAACCUAUUGCGAAAUAUUGGUGAAGUACAAAUCGGAUCUCGCGAGGCCGUUUGAUGAGGCGACGACCUUUUUGAACAAAAUUGAGAUGCAGCUACGGAACCUAUGCACUGGCGUGGAGUCUGCCAGGGGACUUUCGGAAGAUGGUGCAGUUUCAUCUGACGAGGAACUAAGUGGAGGCGAUGAGAUAUCACAGGAUGGGAAACAAGUAUGUGAAGACCGUGAUCUCAAGGACAGGUUGCUUAGAAAAUUUGGAAGCGGUAUAAGUUCUCUAAAGCUGGAGUUUUCAAAGAAGAAGAAGAAAGGAAAGCUACCAAGAGAAGCAAGACAAGCGCUACUCGAAUGGUGGAGUGUUCACUAUAAGUGGCCUUACCCUACCGAAGGUGAUAAGAUAGCGUUAGCUGAUGCAACGGGGUUAGACCAAAAACAGAUCAACAAUUGGUUUAUAAACCAAAGAAAACGUCAUUGGAAUCAGUCAGAGAAUAUCCCUUUUGCAUGAUGGUCGACUCUAGUGGAUCAUUCUUUACCGAGGAAUGAGAAUUAUCGUAUUUAAACGUUGAAGUAAAAGAAAAGAAAUGGGGCUGUAUUGACAUGUUUCCUUAGUACAAAUUAAAUUCUGCUUUGUUUUGCCGGCAAAUGAAAAAUGAAGGGAAAGAGCAGUGAAGGUUUGGAUACAUGAAUGAAUAUUUACUCAAGUCACAUGUAGGAAUGAACCAAGGGACAAGUCUUCGUCAAAUGCUUUGUAACUAUUAUUAUCGGUGAACAUGCCUUUAUAGUAAGUGACUUAAUC